This is a messenger RNA of Cyclopterus lumpus (lumpfish), 3123 nucleotides long. It is a transcript of the gene sgms2b, whose product is annotated as sphingomyelin synthase 2b. Gene Ontology annotation, biological process: sphingomyelin biosynthetic process; ceramide biosynthetic process. Gene Ontology annotation, molecular function: sphingomyelin synthase activity; ceramide cholinephosphotransferase activity. The record is from RefSeq and is a predicted model, not a curated record. The transcript is spliced from 7 exons. Gene Ontology annotation, cellular component: Golgi membrane; endoplasmic reticulum membrane. The coding region runs from base 445 to 1602 and encodes 385 amino acids. Lineage: Eukaryota; Metazoa; Chordata; Actinopteri; Perciformes; Cyclopteridae.
GGAGGAAGAGGAGGAGAGGAGGAAGAGGAGGAGAGGACGUUUCGGGGAGAGUAAAACAAGUGACGAGUCCCGAGAGGAAGAAGUGGAAAGUGUCACGUUCAGGCUUUGUUGUUAUCACAGGAAGUAGGUCCCCCGCGUCCACCUGGAGCCGCAACACGCCCGGCAGGUGAGUCCGAGUCCGGUGAGCACGAGGACCUCGUCCAGGAAACACGUCGCUUCCGCUGCGAGACCAAAGCAGGCUCCACCGGCCGUCUGCGUGACCUCACCAGAGUGACUCCUGGUAUCGAUCAGAUUAUUGAUCCUGGAUCACCGGACCUGACUAUUGAUCGCUGGUUACCGAUCAGGCAUCUGGGACACUCGAGCCUCCUUCAGAGAGAAACUAAAAGCCCGUCAGCUGCGAUUGGCCGGUGAACCGGGGGAAGCUCGUCCCGAUUGGUCGGACCAAUGGCGGCGCCUCAGCUGAUCCAGGACGACGACGAUGACGAUGACGCGGUCCGCCUCCACGUGGAGGCCAAUGUGACCACGGCGAAUCCCGACACUCCUCCUCCGAGGCUCGCCAACGGUACCCCGACCCGCCACGCCUCCUCCUCCUUCUCGCCGCCCGCCACCGAGAAGCAUCCCGAGCGCGGCGGACUGAGUGGCCUGUUGAAACAGAACCAGUUGAUCCGGUCUCUGAGCGGCGGGCUGCGGCGGCACUGCGACUACGUGAAGAUCGCCGUGCCGGAGGAUGAGCGGGCCGACCUGCUCCCUGCCGAGUGGUGGAAGACGGGCGUGGCCUUCCUCUACGCGCUCUUCAUCCUCUUCUUCACCACCGUCAUCAUCACCGUGGUGCACGAGAGGGUGCCGGACAAGUCGGUGAGCCCGCCGCUGCCCGACAAGUUCUUCGACUACGUGGACCGCGUGCCGUGGGCCUUCACCGUCACAGAGGUCAACGGGCUCAUCCUGGUGGGGCUCUGGCUCGUCCAGCUGCUGGCCCUCAAGCACAAAGCCAUCGUGGGUCGUCGCUGUUUCUUCCUCAUCGGGACGCUCUACAUGUACCGCUGCGUCACCAUGUACAUCACCACGCUGCCGGUGCCGGGCAAACACAUGGUGUGCGCUCCGAAGCUGUACAACGACUCCACGGGGAAAAUCUGGAGGAUUCUGAGGCUGAUCUCAGGAGGAGGUUUGUCUCUGACCGGCUCUCACCUGAUGUGCGGUGACUUCCUGUACAGCGGCCACACCGUCAUGUUGACGCUCUCCUACCUGUUCAUCCAGGAGUACUCACCCCGGUGGAUGUGGUGGUACCGCUGGUUCUGCUGGUCGCUCAGCGCCUCGGGAGUCGUCUGCAUCCUCGUGGCUCACGAGCACUACAGCAUCGACGUGGUGAUCGGGUACAUCGCCACCACCCGGACCUUCUGGUGGUACCACACCAUGGCCAACACACACGCGCUGCGUCAAGCUCCCAACAACUUCCUGUCGAGGACGUGGUGGAACCCCGUCUUCCACUUCCUGGAGAGGAACGUCCAGACGGAGGUUCCUGUCGUGUUCUCGCUGCCGGUGACGCUGCCGUCCUCCUGCAGACAGCGGUACCGGAUAGUGGAGGGGGUGGGGAGGGAGGAGUGAGAGGGAGGAGUCAUGUUCAAGUGAGGAGGGGGAGGAGUGAGUAGGGGGAGGAGUCCCGUGUGAUGGUUAAUUUAUUGGAAGCUCUUCCUGCGUCCUGAGGAAGCAGGAAGAGACGUUUUCAUUAUCGUGAUAUUUAUUUAACAAGUUUCACAACAUUCAGAGUUAUGGUUCCUCCGAGUCUCUGAGAAGAAGUUUAAAGGACACAAACUUUCAAUUCUAAACAUGUUGUGAGAAAUGUUUAGAAUUAUGAAAAGGAAACGUCUUCGGAUUGGGAGGAAGUUGGAGAAUUCAUCGCAGCUUCUUGUGUCUUUGUUUCUGAUCUUUGCAUGUUAUUAUGUAUUAUUCCCAGUAAACCAGGUUUACCAAAUUAAGACUCAAACAGCAGAUCCACUGGCCGAAGAGCAGCUUUCACAAGUCAGUCAGUUAGUUCUUAACGUCGGCUAGAACUUAAGUGAAACUGGAGGAUUGAAGGGUUCAGCAAGUGGAACCUCUUCCAGGAGAACCCAACGCGGGGUCCAUGUCCUGCAGGCAGAACCUCUUCCAGGAGAACCCAACGCGGGGUCCAUGUCCUGCUGGCAGAACCUCUUCCAGGAGAACCCAACGCGGGGUCCAUGUCCUGCAGGCAGAACCUCUUCCAGGAGAACCCAACGCGGGGUCCAUGUCCUGCUGGCAGAACCUCUUCCAGGAGAACCCAACGCGGGGUCCAUGUCCUGCUGGCAGAACCUCUUCCAGGAGAACCCAACGCGGGGUCCAUGUCCUGCUGGCAGAACCUCUUCCAGGAGAACCCAACGCGGGGUCCAUGUCCUGCUGGCAGAACCUCUUCCAGGAGGUGAUGAAACAUCAGCCAUGUUAGCAGCUGCGUAGGAAUGUUGCCUUCAGGAACACGGUCACUGUCGGUUUCUUUUCCAUUUUCUGUUUGUCACUGGUUUAAAUCUGAUUACGAGUUCUUGUGUUAUUGCUCGGCGUUAUGAACACAGUGGCAUGAAAGUUUGCAACCAGCAUGAACCUCGACGCCAAAGGACUUGACGAUAGCAUGUUAGCACGUUAGCAGGCUAACAGGCGUGGAACGAGACCACCUUCUGAGCGAUUUAAUAACAAACCUCAUCACGAACAGGGAAAGUGUCCCUGAAACAAAGUUCUGUUGCAUUGGCAGCUAACAAAUAGAAAGGUCUUUAUAAAAUAUGGACUUCUCUUCACCAGAAAGCUGCUGCGCUGUAAUCUGAAUGCUAGUUAGCAACAUGCUAAAUGGUGCUUAAAAACCAAGUUCAGCUUCCGCGGAGGUCGAACGCACCGCGUUCUGAGUAUAUUCCAUGAGUAUUGUCGUAAAUGUCUUCCUGUGCUUGAUUAUUGUGUUUAAGUUCUAUCUACAAGUCACCUGAGCUCAGUGGUAUUUCUUUGUUUGUAAAAUGAAAGUUACUUUCUCAAAGUGUUAGCGGCUGUUUCUUGUUCGCGUAAGUUGACUUGAACAAAGUGUCACAGUCGGAUGUUUGCUUUGAUAAUAAAAGAUUUAUUUUCAUUUUC